UUCUGGGGACCACGGAGGCGACCACUCCCAACGACACCGGGGAACCCCAGGAUUUCCCUGGGGGGACAGCAGGUGGGUCCAGCGGAGAAAGCGGGCUUGAGGUGCGAGAGCCCAGCCCCAGCAUGGAUGAAAUAGCGCUGCUCGGCUUGGAGGGCAUCAGGAAGAAGAUCCUGCAUGGAGGCCUGGGGGAGCUACCCGCCUUCCACGACGGGAGUAAGGUCACCUUCCACUUCAUGACGCUGAAGGACGACGCGGAGCGCACGGUGAUCGACGACAGCCGCCGGGCGGGAGCCCCCGCGGAGCUGGUCGUGGGGAAGCUCUUCAAGAUGGAGGUGUGGGAGACCCUGCUCACCUCCAUGAGGCUCGGAGAGGUGGCCGAGUUCUGGUGCGACGCCGUGCACACGGGCUUGUACGCGCUCGUGUCCAGGAGCGUGAGGAGGAUCGCAGAGGGCAGGGACCCGGCUGAGGGGCAGAGGCACCGCUGCGGCAUGGGCAACUUGUUCGACUACCACAGCACGGGCUACGGCGACCUGGACGAGCUGCAGAGGAGCCCGCGGCCCCUCAUCUUCGUCAUGGAGCUGCUCAAGGUGGAAGCCCCCUGGUCCUACAAGCGCGACACCUGGGCCAUGAACCCAGAGGAGAAGCUGCAGGCCGUGCCCCUGCUCCACGCCCAGGGCAACCGGCUGGUCCUGCAGAGGAAGUUCGGCGAGGCGGCCGCCAAGUACCAGGAGGCUGUCGUCUGUCUCCGCACCCUCCAGGCCAAGGAGAAGCCCCUGGAGGCCUCCUGGUGCCACUUGGAGGGGCUCCUCACGCCGCUCAUCCUCAACUACUGCCAAUGCCAGCUGGAGUUGGGGGACCACUACGAGGUGCUGCAGCACACCACCGCCCUCCUCCAGAAGGACCCAGGGAACGUCAAAGCUUAUUUCAAGCGCGCCAAGGCCCACGCGGCCGUGUGGGACGAGGAGGAGGCCCGGGCGGACUUCCUGAGGGCGGCCCGGCUGGACCCGACCCUGGCCGCGGCCGUGAAGGAGGAGCUGAGGCUGCUGGGAGAGAGGAUGAGAAGAAAGAGGGUGGAGGAGCGGCACACCUUCCGCGGUCUUUUCCGGAGGUCGGGGCCCAAGGAGCCGGGAGCUGGGCACCAGGAGGGCGUGAAGGGGGCAGAGAUCGAGGAAGGGGAAUGGAGGGGACAGGCAAGGAGUGGGAGGACAGAGACCAGGAGGCAGGGGGAGAGUGGAGAAGCAGGAUCAGGGGAAGAGGAUGGGGCUGCGGGUGAGAAUAGAGGAGAUGGACUCAGACCUAAGGGCAGUGACACAGAUGGAGAAGGGGAGCAGGAUUCCCAGGAAGACGGGAAAGGGGCAGGAGUGAGAGAAGGAGCAUUUGGGGGAAAUAAGAAAAUCUCCAAAGGGCCUUUACCACAAGCCACCGCUUCCUCCAUCAGUCCACACCUCCACAGCCCACCCUCCGGGGCCCCCGGGGAAAUGGGGCUAGGAGUCGGGGGAGCUUCCAAUAAAGGGAAGAGGAAGGGGAAGACGACAGCCAAAUCCCAGGACAGGCGGGGCAGGCCGCAUGGCCCCAUAGGAGUCACGAGCCCCGUAGGCAUGGCAGGAGCUGCCAAAGUCCGGGGCUACCAGGCUAGGUUUUCAGACGAGGCUUCCCAGUCCGGCCGGGCCAAGGGUGGGAGGCCUCACACUGGAAAACUUUGGGACGCGGGCCCGGCUUGGCGCGCCCGGGCCCCUCCGCCUGACUCGGUGGUGCUGACCCAGGCAGUCCGGGCAGUGGGCCCGGAGGAGCUGGGGCCUUGGCCACUCACCCAGAGCAGGGAAAUGGCGCCGGACCGGGCAUCGGGAAGUUGGGGCCCCGGGGCAGGACUGGCCCGGGCCUUCUGUCCCGUUUGGGUCCCGUCCCCGGCCCCACUCCGGCUAACUCCCCUCCCAAACCUGACCAACAUCCAGCCAGUGACUGGGCCUGAGAAUGCAGCCUUCCGAGCCUUUCCCAGAAUCCUUCCCGGCCAACGUUCUCUGACCUUCUUACACUCUCAGCCCCUGUAUUCGGGAGCCCUCACACCUCAACACAGAAAACCUGACAACUGCAUCCUCAUCCAGUCCUCCCAGGGCUGA
Messenger RNA from Tachyglossus aculeatus (Australian echidna), 2117 nucleotides. RefSeq names its product aryl-hydrocarbon-interacting protein-like 1. The transcript has 10 exons. The coding region runs from base 123 to 2117 and encodes 664 amino acids. NCBI's taxonomy places the organism in Eukaryota, Metazoa, Chordata, Mammalia, Monotremata, Tachyglossidae. The record is from RefSeq and is a predicted model, not a curated record. Gene Ontology annotation, molecular function: protein binding; peptidyl-prolyl cis-trans isomerase activity.